Branchiostoma belcheri (Belcher's lancelet) is the source of this 2277-nucleotide messenger RNA. RefSeq lists its product as uncharacterized. The transcript has a single exon. Gene Ontology annotation, biological process: chromosome organization. The record is from RefSeq and is a predicted model, not a curated record. NCBI's taxonomy places the organism in Eukaryota, Metazoa, Chordata, Leptocardii, Amphioxiformes, Branchiostomatidae. Bases 1 to 2277 code for a protein of 758 amino acids.
AUGACAACGUGCGGCGGUGGGAUGCACGAGGCUAAAUUUAGCAGGUUGCCUUUUCAGCAAUUGAUGUGGUUGGACAUAUUAAUAAGAACGAUUACAAGAUGCAAAUUAUCCGAGUUUAAAGUGGAAAUUUUGAUGAGAUUAAAAUCGAGGCUCGGCCUCGAUUGGCUUACUAUUACGCAGGCUCAAAGAAUUGUGGAGCGUUUUAACACUCGCUCUUCUGGUUAUGUGGUACCACGUCGAUGUGGAAAAUCUUCAUUCUUCAGCACCAUCCUGGCUUUGAUCCUCGUGACCUGUCCAUAUGCCGGGCUCAAAGCAUUAUACACAGCACAUACUCUAAGUGUGGUGUCAGAAAUGUAUCAAAACAUUGCGACCAAUGUUGUGCGCCCCCUAGAAGCUUUUAACGCCUAUCAGUUGCAUCAGUACCAAAUGCGCAAGGAAAGAAAUAACGGUAUUGAGAGUCCUAGUGACUUUUACUUCAAAGCCGAGGCCAGACCUUACACUCACGGCCAAAUUAUAAGGGUCGAAUUCUUCAAAUUGAAUGAUGACGGAGUUUUGAAUCUAGCAGGUGAGAAGAAGUUGGUAAACUCUCUUCACUGUAAACUAUGUAUACGACCCAAUAGCCUACGAGGUCUUACAUAUAAUAUGGUGAUAGUUGACGAGGCCCAUUUUGUGCCAGCUAAUGUGUAUGAGACUUUCUUACCAUGGACCGCUACGGAUGAUGGUACCAUGGUAAUGAUGUCAUCGCACAAAUGUGGUCAGGACAACAAUUCAUACGUGGAUUUAAACAAUGUACGCAUGUCAGGCAUCUUGAUGAACACGGUCGGUUAUGUUUGUCGUCACCACCUACUGAGCAUGAUUAGAGCACCACAUAUCGGAGUCUUAAGCUGCCUUUGUAAUUUUUUCAGCCAACCCUUACAUAUCAACACCGAUAAAGAUUAUAAGAAAAUGAUGAUCGCAUUUACGGCACAGAGAGGAUCCUCGAGCGAUACAGAGAGCGAUCACGUUAACAACAAGACAGCUAUGCUAUCAGAAGUGGGAGGCAUUCCUCAGGGCCUAAAUAAAGACGACCUAGUCAAUGUCGACGUUAAGAAGAUUUCCCUUGCCAAUGAAUCGGGAACCCGACAUUUUAUGAUUCAGUCCAUCCCCGUGGAAGCCUAUCUAUGUACUCGCACGCGGAAGGAUAUGACUUUUUCCGAAGAUGUGUUAUGUUACAUAGACCCUUCACCUACUGACGUCACGCGGUCUUACAAUGCUAUGGCUUUCGUCACGGUAGCCAGCAAGCCCCUUUACUUGCCGAACAGUAGUAACAGACCCGACGGCAGAGAAGUUAUGUUUAAUAAAUAUGUGGUGUUGGCCCACGAGGACUACAGACCAAGAUGGGUUGAUCCUGAUAACAGUUUGGACGAUAUGACCAUCAUGGCAAAGGUCUUCAUGAUUACGGUGCGGGCCAUUACGUUGCUAUAUGGUGGCCAUUUUAAACGAUUUAUCGUUGUACCUGAGUCCAAUGCUUUAGCAGUGGACACUUUUUGGUCGGCCUGUGGCAUGUAUCUUGCCCAGGAGGAGUAUGCUUCGGUGCUCUGUCCCCAUAACGUUAUUAUCGUCUCCACAGUGACCGAAACUCGCAUUGCCUCGGGGAGGCGACCAUCCGAAAAGAGGACUGAGCGCAUCGUACGCCGUGCAAAGCAACGUCAUGAAAACCGAUUCAACCCGUACAUCACAUCCGAAAGCGAGAACCAAUUGCUCCGUUCAUACCCCCAACGAAGUUACUUCCUAGACAACAGUCUUAUUCCAUUACCCGUCAAUACCGAGUCAUACAGGCCUCAAAUUGAAAUGUUGACGCAAGAAGAGAUUGCUCAGAAUAGGAUGUGUGAAAUGGAUGAGCCUCCCAUUUUCAAACUUGGCUAUUCUCUUGGUAGAGAUAAAGUUCAAAGACAUUGGGACUUUUUCACUCGAUGCUAUAAUCGGAAUCCUAAUAACAUGUCCGACAUCACGUGUGCUCGGCAAAUCUUCAGUUUCUGGCUGACGUGCAAAGGGGAAUCCAUUCCGAGUUAUAUUGCGCGCAACAUGGCAGCCAUCUGUUUACACCGUAGCCAAAAGGCGACCACCUCUUGGACGUGUAGCGGAAAAGAUAGAGUUUCGAAUGGAAAAUUUAUACGCGAUGACCCAGCUUUGGUAGUUAUAAUGGCUACUACCAUCCUGGCAGACAUCAUAAACGGGACAUAUGUCGGGAAGUUUCUCAGGCUUGAGGCCAACACACAUCACAGUGGCCAAAAGUGA